UGUUGUGUUGCUUUCCAUUAGACUAUAACUCUUGGGUUGCAUCUAUGCUGCAAUACGUGUCCUGAGCAGCUGCGAUCUCUGUGACCUGCACAGCGGCCUGGUGCAGUCACUACCAUGAAUCGGCUAGUCCCCUUUGCAUUGUUAGUGCUAUUGCAGCUAGCUGCUGCAGUCCGCAUUCCGGCAGUCACCGAGGCAGCUGUGGGACGCGAGCUAUUGAGCGAAAAGGACCAUACGUAUAAGGUUGAUGACCCUGUACCUUUGUGGGCCAGCAAGGUUGGGCCAUUUACCAACCCAAGCGAGACUUAUGAGUACUACAGCUUGCCAUACUGCCAGCCCAAGGACGGGGUCAAGCACAAGCUCCUGGGUAUGGGCGAGGUCGUAGACGCAAACCGGAUGGCGAGCACGCCCUACCAGUUGCAGUUCCGCAAGAACCGCAACCGGGAGCUGAUUUGCGAGCAGCUUUUAGACGGUGACCGCCUAGCAAAAUUCCGCAAGGCAGUCAAGGAGGACUGGUAUUUCCAAAUGUACUACGAUGAUCUGCCCGUCUGGGGAUUCAUUGGCAAGAUGGAAAAGCUUUUCAAGCCGGGUGGUGUGACUGAGUACAAGUAUUACCUGUUUACGCACAUCGACUUCGAUAUCAAAUACAACGACGACUCCGUCAUUGAGAUCAACGUUUCGACAGAUCCCCAGGAAGCUGUCGACAUAUCAGAUGGUAUUACGGAUACUGUGAAGGCGCGCUUCACUUACUCGGUGAAGUGGACUCCCACGGCAACCAUGUUUGAGCAGCGUCUCCAGCGCUAUGAGCGUUUUCCACUCAACCCUGUCCACCUGGAGAUCCACUGGUUUUCCAUUAUCAACUCCUGCGUCACCGUGCUGCUGCUCACGGGCUUCCUGGCUACUAUCUUGAUGCGAGUGCUCAAGGCGGACUUCAUAAAGUACAACAAGGACGAUCCUGCCAUGGACGAGGAGGAGUCUGGCUGGAAGUAUGUGCACGGCGAUGUUUUCCGCUUCCCACCCCAGAAGAACCUGUUCUGUGCGUUCGUCGGCACAGGCACCCAGCUCUUCUACCUGGCCCUCUUCAUCUUCGUGUUGGCGCUCGUGGGUGUCUUCUACCCCUACAACCGUGGUGCGCUCUACACGGCGCUGAUUGUACUGUAUGCGCUGACAGCUUGCAUUGCGGGCUUCGCAGCAUCAUCGUAUUAUAAGCAGAUGGAGGGCGAGCUGUGGGUCCGCAACAUCCUGCUGACUUGCUUCGUCUACUGUGGGCCGUUCCUCAUUAUGUUUGCCUUCCUGAACACCGUGGCCAUUGUGUACCGGUCGACUGCGGCGCUGCCUUUCGGUACCAUCGUUAUCAUGUGCUUGAUCUGGAGCUUGGUGACAAUUCCGCUGACUGUCUUUGGUGGUAUUGCGGGCAAGAACAACCGUGCGGAGUUCUUUGCGCCUUGCCGGACGAACAAGUACCCACGCGAGAUCCCGCAGCUUCCGUGGUACCGCACAACACUUCCUCAAAUGAUUAUGGCUGGCUUCCUGCCAUUCUCUGCAAUCUACGUGGAGUUGUACUACAUUUUUGCAAGCGUGUGGGGCCACAAGGUCUACAUCAUCUGGUCUAUCCUGGCCAUCGUGUAUGUCAUCCUCAUCAUUGUCACCGCAUUCAUCACCAUUGCCCUGACAUACUUCCAGUUAGCAGUUGAGGACCACCAGUGGUGGUGGCGCUCGUUCCUGUGCGGUGGCUCCACCGGCAUCUUUGUGUAUGGCUAUUGCUUCUACUACUACUACGCGCGUUCCGACAUGAGCGGCUUCAUGCAGACUUCGUUUUUCUUUGGCUACAUGUUGAUGGUCUGCUACGGCUUCUUCUUGAUGCUGGGCACCGUUGGCUGGCGCGCCUCACUGAUGUUUGUCCGUCAUAUCUACCGCGCCAUUAAGUGCGAGUAAGACGAUUUGGACAUGUUCGAGCCAAUAAUGGUGCUAGUGGAGUUUUAAGAUGAUCAGUCGACUUUGUGGGAGGUUAUGGGAAGCUGGCGAAGCUGGGCUUUCGGCAUGGGUCCCAUUUGCUGUUCUGUACCAUGAUGCAUGGUGUGUGCAUGUUGGACUAUCUGCGUAUUGGCAUCCGGCCCUUACUGCUAGGACCUUGUAGUAGCAGAAAGUAUUCAAGGUUCCAGCAUGCAUCCAGAACGAGGUGCACGCGGCACGUUCGGACUAACAGAGAAGGUUAAAGAUUGCUGUCACGAGUCUGUAUCCAGCUAUAGAAAUGAGAGGUGAUGGAAGGAAUGGAUGCGACUGGCGUCAACCAAAUCUUUUGGGGAUCAUUGUGUGGUCCCAGCAGGGGUGUCUGUGAGACUGUAACUUCUGCGCAUGGCUGUGUAAUUCAUGGUGACGUGAUAACGGCGUGUGAAUGUUUUGACCAUGAACACUCCAAUUUAUGCAAAAAAAACUCCGCAUGGUUAUAAAGGGUUGUAGUGUUAGGAGAAUGCAUGCCCACCGGCUCUCGUCUUGAAUUAUUUUUGGUAGGCAU
Volvox carteri f. nagariensis is the source of this 2512-nucleotide messenger RNA. RefSeq lists its product as uncharacterized. The transcript has 8 exons. The record is from RefSeq and is a predicted model, not a curated record. Gene Ontology annotation, cellular component: membrane. NCBI's taxonomy places the organism in Eukaryota, Viridiplantae, Chlorophyta, Chlorophyceae, Chlamydomonadales, Volvocaceae. Bases 115 to 1932 code for a protein of 605 amino acids. Gene Ontology annotation, biological process: protein localization to membrane.